AUGACUCCGGGUUGGCAAAAAGUCCGAGCAGCCGGUCAUUUUAGUCCUGGUAAAGGCCCCAAGGACGUCGGCGGUGAUAAUCUCGCACAGCCCUGGCGCCGCCAUCAAAGUGAAGGAUCGUCUUCCCCUCCUAUCCAUUCAAUUGACCCAUCCUCGAUCCUCGUCAUUUUUCUUCAUCGCACGGUUAUGUUUGGUAGCUUGGAAAGCCGAUACAUCAAACUUGGAAUCAUCAGCGGAAAGAAUUUUAAAGUUCCUUCGGGGCGCAUUCCAGCUGACAUCUAUGUAUCCAUCAACCCUAACUCCCGGAGACGUUGGAAAUCGGCCAUCAGCGUCUUAUCAUCUGAUGAAUCUGUAGCGUGGGAGGAUACCAUAACCCUAUCAUCACAUGCCUCACCUGUACUAUCAGUUGAAAUCAGGGAAUCCUAUGAGCAUGGCCGAAUGCUAGGCAGCGGAGAGGUCAUAGGGAAGCUCCAAACGUUGUGGGAUGAGCUACUCGAUCACGAUGAUGAGUCAUUCGGUUCUAUUCCUUCUCUAAUCUGGCCCGAUUAUUUUCUCGUUUACGCUUAUCAAACAUUUGAAGCAACACAACUUUUACAUCUCACCACCGACAUCUUCCGUGAUCGUUUAUUCGACCCAGGAUGUGGUUUUAUCGCACUUUUGGUCGACAUGUUGGAACAUCGCUUAACUGAGGAUCCUGCUAUCCAAAUCCUCGGCCAACUUGCGAGCCAUAUUGACGUCCAGACUGACUUGAUUCAAAGAGGAUUCAUUGAGAAAUUGGUGUCGCUGAUGAAAAGUCGAAAGCACGAAACAAGUAGUGGGGCUAUUCUCACGAUGUUGUCAAUUCUCCGGCACCCAUACAUACGACUUAAAGCAAUUGAGGAAGGUGUCGCUGUGACAUUGAUCAAUCGUUUAAAACACCGGAAGAACUGUUUGCUUGCGGCUUACGCAUUCUCUCGUAUCCUCGACUUCGCAGCUACUCCAGCCUAUUACCACGUUACUCCUUCGAACGCAUGUAUAUAG
Messenger RNA from Suillus fuscotomentosus, 1020 nucleotides. RefSeq lists its product as uncharacterized. The record is from RefSeq and is a predicted model, not a curated record. The coding region runs from base 1 to 1020 and encodes 339 amino acids. Lineage: Eukaryota; Fungi; Basidiomycota; Agaricomycetes; Boletales; Suillaceae. The transcript is spliced from 10 exons.